AUGAGAAGGACUAUGAAUAUAGAAUACAUACCGGGCCGGGCAACGAAUUGCCGUUCACGGCACUUCAGGACGAGACCUCGGCCGCAACGCCAGCAGGGCGCCGUCACCGUUGUCGCUCACCAGUGCGCUGCGGCCUGGACAGACGCAUGGAGCGCAGAGCCGGGGCCUGAGGCGCAGACAGCUGUGCGGUCGCGCAGGUCCAAGUCGGCUCUCAGGGGCGCCGGCGACGACGAAGCAGGUCGUCCGACGGAGCACGCGCCGCUGCUGAGCCUCCUCGUUAUCCUUCUGCCAACCACCACGACACCCGACCGCCGACUCGAUCUCCCGCCCUCGCCGCCCACGCCGCCGUCGCCCCCGAUCCGCGACGCGUGCCCCGCCCCGAUGGAUUUCCUCAAGUCGGCCGUCGCGUCGGCCAUCGCCAAGGGGCCCCCGUUUCCCUAUUCCUUUGGCGACCGCGUCGACCUCGACCCUUCGAUCUGGACAUUGUACAACGGAACCCGACGAGACGACGGAUCCAACUGCAGCAUCUUCUCCUUCGAUGUCACCGCAAACAAAGCGCGCCUCCCGCUGGCCCGCAACGCCCUCAAGAAGCUGCGCACCCUACGACACCCCGGCGUCAUCAGGGUGCUCGACACCGUCGAGACGGACACGUACAUCUACAUUGCGACCGAGCGCCUGGUGCCCCUGCGGUGGCAUGUGAAGCGCAAGAGCCUGAGCCCUGAGACGCUGAAGUGGGGAUUGUCCAGUGUUGCUCGUACAAUCAAAUUCAUCAACGGUGACGCCUCGUCUGUCCACGGCAGCCUCAAAGUCGCCUCGAUCUUCACAUCCGAGAGCGGCGAGUGGAAACUCGGCGGCUUCGAGGUUCUCAGCAACGUCAAGGACGACGACGCCAUCAUCUACAACUACGGCAGCCUAGUCCCGGAUGCUGCCCGCUACACCCCGCCGGAGCUGGCCCGCAACGGCUGGGACGCCAUCAAGCGCAGCAACCACUGGGCCGUCGACUCCUUCAACUUUGGCGUGCUCAUCUACGAGGUCUUCAACGGCGACUUUGCCAGCAGCGACCAGGCCGGCCAGACCAAGAACGUGCCGCCCACCAUGCAGACCGGCUACAAGCGCCUUGUGAAUGCCAACCCCAAGGCCCGCAUCAGCGUCGCAAACUUCCUCGAAAUGGGCCAGCGCCACGGCGCCUUCUUCGACUCGCCUUUGAUCAAGCUGACGGACGGCAUUGAGAACCUCGGCGUCAAGACCGAGGAGGAACGGGAGCGCUUCUUGGACGACCUGGACGAACUGACAGACGACUUCCCUGAGGACUUUUUCAAGAUGAAGGUGCUGCCCGAGCUCCUCAAGUCCGUCGAGUUUGGCGGCGGCGGCCCCAAGGCCUUUGGCAUCGUCAUGAAGAUCGGCACAAAGCUGUCCAACGACGACUUUGAGACCAAGGUCACGCCCGUCGUCAUCCGCCUCUUUGCCAACCCCGACCGCGGCAUCCGCGUCUGCCUGCUCGACAACCUGCCGCUCAUGAUCGACCGCUUCCCGCAACGCAUCGUCAACGACAAGAUUUUCCCCCAGAUCGUCGGCGGAUUCACCGACCUUGCGCCCAUUGUGCGCGAGCAGACGCUCAAAUCCGUCCUUGUCUUUGUGCCCAAGCUGUCCGACCGCACCAUCAACGGCGAGCUACUGCGCUAUCUGGCCAAGACGGCCAACGAUGAGCAGCCGGGCAUCCGCACCAACACGACCAUUUGCCUCGGCAAGAUUGCCAAGAACUUGGGCACCUCUUCGCGCAGCAAGGUGCUCAUUGCCGCCUUCUCGCGGUCGCUGCGCGAUCCCUUUGUACACGCGCGCAACGCCGCACUGCUGGCGCUCGCAGCGACGGCCGAGCACUUUUCACCCGAUGACAUUGCCGGGCGCAUCCUACCCGCCAUUUGUGCCGUGCUGCUCGACAAGGAGAAGCUGGUGCGUGACCAGGCCACCAAGACCAUGGACGUUUUCAUGGACCGCAUUCGCAAAGCAGCCGCGGCGAUGCCCGACUCGGUCCUGCCGCCACCCUCGGCAACAGCGGGUGGCGAUGCCAACGCCAACGGCGCCGCGCGCAUGAGCACGCCGCAGCCCGACGCAAAUUCCGGGUCCACCAGCUCCUGGGCCGGCUGGGCCAUUUCCUCGUUUACAAACAAGAUGUCCGCCGCGGCCGGCGAGAUGGAGUCGGGCGCGGCCGGUUCGGCGUCCACGCCGAUGCCGUCUGCCACAGCCCAACCCGGCCGACCGACCAUGCACAGCACGGCCUCGGCCUCGACGCUGCACCGCCAGGCCGUGCGCUCGCCGUCGGCCUCGCAGCCCGUGUCGCGGAACUCGUCCUCCUCGAAUGUGGGAGGCGACUCGUACUUUGCGGAUGCAGCCGACAAUGCCGAUGCCGCCGCCGAGGACGAUGCGUGGGGCGCCAUGGACGACGGCUUUGGCGAUGACGGCGGCGAUGCGUGGGGUAACGAUGACUUUGACAACGGCGACGGGAAUGCGGAUCCCUUCGCGGCAAAGACGACGACAAAAGCGGCAGCAGCCACGUCGAGCCGAACCGCCAGCGGUACUGGCGGCGUGCAGCCGUUUGGCGACGACGAUGCGGAGCCCGACUUUGCGGGCUGGCUGGCAGCGCAGGAGGCCAAGAAGAAGAAGAGCAGCAUCGCCGGCGGCGGCAAGGCACUGCCCAAGGGCCUAGCGAAGACCGGAACGGGCUCGGCCUCGUCGAGCCGGGUACCGUCGGCGUCACGGCCCGCAGCAAAACCCGCCGCCAAGCCGGCAGCGAAACCCGCCGCCAAGCCGGUGACCAAAAAGAUCAACCUGGCGCCAAAAGACGACGACGAUGCCGACGGCUGGGGCGACGGGUGGUGA
Messenger RNA from Sporothrix brasiliensis 5110, 2877 nucleotides. RefSeq lists its product as uncharacterized. The transcript has 5 exons. Gene Ontology annotation, molecular function: protein kinase activity; ATP binding. The coding region runs from base 1 to 2877 and encodes 958 amino acids. Gene Ontology annotation, cellular component: cytoplasm. The record is from RefSeq and is a predicted model, not a curated record. Gene Ontology annotation, biological process: tRNA export from nucleus; protein phosphorylation. NCBI's taxonomy places the organism in Eukaryota, Fungi, Ascomycota, Sordariomycetes, Ophiostomatales, Ophiostomataceae.